Messenger RNA from Labrus mixtus (cuckoo wrasse), 1375 nucleotides. It is a transcript of the gene ucmab, whose product is annotated as upper zone of growth plate and cartilage matrix associated b. The coding region runs from base 86 to 499 and encodes 137 amino acids. Gene Ontology annotation, cellular component: extracellular matrix. The transcript has 5 exons. The record is from RefSeq and is a predicted model, not a curated record. Gene Ontology annotation, biological process: regulation of osteoblast differentiation; embryonic skeletal system development. Lineage: Eukaryota; Metazoa; Chordata; Actinopteri; Labriformes; Labridae.
ACUCCACCUCUCACGUAUUUCUUCUUCACCUCUCCCUCCAGGUCUGCCUCACUUUGUCUCAGUUUUUCACACAGAGCGAUUGAAGAUGUCCCGGACGUCUGCGACCCUCCUGGCUCUCCUGGCAGUGCUUCUGGCACUUUCCUUGUCCCAAGAGGCAGACUCUGCAGCUGUGCCCAGCAGCAAGGGCAGCGCUAAAGACCCACAAGGUCCGAUGAAGAGGAUCUUCAUGAAAGAGGCAGAUGCCUCAAACUUCUUCAGGAAACGCAGCAGACGGGGGGCCAAGUCUCAGGAUGAGAUCAACGCUGAGCAGAGGCAGAUCUUAGCUGCAGAUGAGCGAAAAAGAGAGUUUCACGAGGAGAAGAGAAAUGAGUUUGAGAACUAUGCAGAAGAGGAGAACGAUGAACAAGACGAGAGGACCAGAGAGAGCACGGAGCAGUGGAGGGAGUUCCACUACGAUGGGAUGCAUCCUCCUCAGGAGUACAACCGUCACUCCACCUGAGACGGGGAGGAGAGGGUGAUACUGAGGAGAUGAUCGUUUUCAUUAAAGGCAUUAAACCUAAUAUGAGGGGAAGGCAUCUUUUCAUGUUUUCCACUUACAUUUUAUGAAUGCAAAAAGCACCGAAGUGCAAAACUUUAUUACAUGACAGAACAUAUUUGUUUAUAUUAAGUACUAUGGAUAAACAAAUGUCUUCAAUAGUGACUAUUUCAUAACAUGCAUGAUGACUUCAUCAUCACAGCAAAGGAAGAAAUACAAUGGAUCUGUAACAUAUUUAGUUUAAAAAGAACCCAAUAAAUAAUUUUUUCAGUUAUACCGAAUGGUGAAGUUCCUGAUGAUUGGGGCGAUUUUUUGCAGAAAGAUUUGCAAAACUUCAAUAACCCAAAUCCAAAAUGACUUGGGGUUGAGUACUGUAUAAAAGGGCUGUCAACACCAAUCACUGAUCUAGGCGUUACGAUAGACAGUAAGUGAUAUAAGUAUUGAGAUGAUUUAAGUGUUUUUUUAAGCUGUUAUGUGCAAAGACUUAACAGAAUUAAGUGUGAAUAUAUAGGCCUACUGUAUUUACCCAUAUUAACUAUAGCCUGUAUUUACUCACCUUUCACGCUAACAGUAUUAUCUUUUAGCGUAAUAAAAACCAUGUAUGCAAACAUAUUUUUGAUGUGAAAGUGUACAAACUUGUACUUAUGACAUAUUGAUUUACAGACAAAGAAGCAGCGACACAUGCAAACAAGCCUCUUUUUUUAAUACAUAAAUCUCUACAAAUCCAAAGCACAUUUCUUCAACAAUAUGUAAUACAUGCAUACUGAGGGGCCUUCAAAGCUUCAUAUUUUGCGUUCUGUUAUUUUUUGCGGGGAAAAACAGGGAAGACAAAAAUAAACA